Nerophis lumbriciformis (worm pipefish) is the source of this 2369-nucleotide messenger RNA. It is a transcript of the gene ppp1r3g, whose product is annotated as protein phosphatase 1 regulatory subunit 3G. Gene Ontology annotation, molecular function: glycogen binding; protein phosphatase 1 binding. Gene Ontology annotation, cellular component: protein phosphatase type 1 complex. Lineage: Eukaryota; Metazoa; Chordata; Actinopteri; Syngnathiformes; Syngnathidae. Gene Ontology annotation, biological process: regulation of glycogen biosynthetic process. The record is from RefSeq and is a predicted model, not a curated record.
GGGGGCCUCACACGGACUCUGACCGGCGUGCAGCACACUUAGGGCUGGCCUGGCUGCCGUCAUGUCCAGCUCGGCACCGCAGCCGCCGUGGGCGGACUACGACGAGGACGACGUGCUGGCCGACGAAGAUGACACCUGCCAGCUGGAGAAGCGCAUGUCGGAUCGCAGGAGGGCCCGGUCUCUGCCGGCGUGCCCGGCGGCACUGCUGGCCGCCGUGGCCAGGAGUAACGGGCCGAAGCGGGUGAAGUUCGCAGACUCGAUGGGCUUGAGUCUGGCCAGCGUCAAACACUUCAGCUCGCUGGAGGAGCCGCACGUGCCCAGCAAGGUCUUUUCUCGUCACGCCAGCUUCCCUCCCCAAGGAGACCUGCUGGGGGUGCUGGACCACCACUUUGACAUGCCGGAACCUCACGACCCGGACGGCCGCGUCCGGCGUCUGCGCGUGUGCUUGGAGCAGCUCUCUGUCACGCAGUUCGACGUGCGCGGCCACGUACGCGUGCUGAGCGGCGGCGCCCACACAGAGGUCGGGGUCCGCUACACCUUCAACGACUGGCUCUCGCACGUGGACGCGCAGGCUCUGCUGGAGGAAGCAGAUCUUCCUGGCGGCACGGGCGCACGCUACGGCUUCACCAUGUACGCGCCGCCCUUCAUGGAGCCCGGCUCGGCGGUCCACUUCGCCGUGUACCUGCGGGGCGAGGAGGGAGAGUUCUGGGACAACAACGACGGCCGGAACUUCACGCUGCGGUACCGAGGUUUGCACGAGCACUUUGUCUGCGCCCCCUGAACUACACUUGGCGCCGUGAUGUCACCGCGUCGGAGGUGAUGCCAACUGGCCACUCAAUAAGCCGUGACGACCAGCUGAAAUAAAAGUCAUCUGUGGAUGUGAGCCACGCGGUUCUGUUCUGGUCUGUGAGAACGAGCAUGCAGCAGGAUGAAUUGCAAUGGUUAAACAUUUCUUAAAGCGGGUCUGCGUCACACAAAGUCCUGCAAAAGAGGUCCAUCGUGACCAAAGUGACCUUUCGUGUUUGGUCAGUCAAUACUAGCGACUGAUGUGCAUUCCAGAGCAUUAGGGGUUAGGAAAUGUCCGACUUGGACUCAUCACUUAGGUUCACAUCAUAAAUGGUGAAAGUAAACAAAAACAUGGCUGACCUCAAUAAGCCUGUUGUUUCGUAUGAUGCCAAAAAGUCACAUUGGCACCUUGUCCAAAGUUGCCAAAUUGCCUUCUUUCAGUUUAUUAAAGGGGAAGUGCACUUUUUUGGAAUGUUGUCUAUCAUUCACAACCCCUACAUAAGACAAGAACACAUAGAAUGCAUAAAGGGAGUAAAACCUAAGUCAUAAAUAAACUAGGGAUAGCCGAUAAUAUCGGACUGCCGAUAUUAUCGGCCGAUAAAUGCUUUAAAAUGUAAUAUCGGAAAUUAUUGGUAUCGGUUUCAAAAAGUAAAAUUUAUGACUUUUCAAAACACCGCAGUGUACACGGACGUAGAGAGAAGUACAGAGCGCCAAUAAACCUUAAAGGCACUUACUUCCUUUGCGUGCCGGCCCAGUCACAUAAUAUCUACGGCUUUUUACACACACAAGUGAAUGCAAUGCAUACUUGGUCAACAGCCAUACAGGUCACACCGAGGGUGGCCGUAUAAACAACUUUAACACUGUUACAAAUAUGCGCCACACUGUGAACUCACACCAAACAAGAAUGACAAACACAUCCGCACCGUAACACAACAUAAACUCAACAGAACAAACACCCAGAACCCCUUUCAGCACUAACUCUUCCGGGACGCUACAAUACCCCCGACCCCCACCAACCACGCCCACCUAAAAAAAAUAAUGCACUUUGUGACUUCAAUAAUAAAUAUGGCAGUGCCAUGUUGGCAUUUUUUUCCAUAACUUGAGUUGAUUUAUUUUGGAAAACCUUGUUACAUUGUUUAAUGCAUCCAGCGGGGCAUCACAACACAAUUAGGCAUAAUAAUGUGUUAAUUCCACGACUGUAUAUAUCGGUAGAUAUCGGAAUCGGUAAUUAAGAGUUGGACAAUAUCGGGAUAUCGGAUAUCGGCAAAAAAGCCAAUAUCGGACAUCUCUACUCUUUAUAAAUUCUAAGUCAUAAAUAAACGCUAGCAAAAGUCAGCUAACAAUAGAGCUUAUGGGAUUCAUGACAUCAUUGCAUCUAAAGCCCCAAAACCACCAACAAUACUUAGUUUACAUCUCGUGACCUGAAUGGUUACCAAAUAUUAGCAAUGUUGUUAUUAUAAGCGCUAAUGUUAAAGGGACUAAUUUUAGUGGCGCAGUGACCACAGAGCGCUAACUAGCUUAUGCUGCGAUAUUGACUUAUUGAGUUGCUGCUUCGCCUUAUUUGGUAAACCUUAAUUCUAGAU